Messenger RNA from Cladocopium goreaui, 714 nucleotides. The record is from the annotation of a GenBank genome assembly. Lineage: Eukaryota; Dinophyceae; Suessiales; Symbiodiniaceae.
GGAAACAAUUUAGAUCCAGUUUUCAACGUGGGUCUGCCAUGCCACAAAGGGACGAUGUCCGCGAACACAAGGUGAGGCUAUCUUUGCCAUCGUUAACGGUCAUUGAAAGAUCAGGUUCCGAGAAUUGCGCUCCGCCUGUGAAUUGCCAAACAGAUCGCUCCCAGGGCGGAAUCCAGAAGGCUUUGGGGGAAGUCCAUGUUGCCCUCAAGGCCUCAGAGCAGCUAUUGCGCCCACGCAUCUCGCCGCGGCCGCUGACCAGCCGGGAGAGCCGAGGCGACAGCGGAGCAUCGCCGAGAUUUCACAAAGAUCUGGCAGAAGUUCCAGCGGUGCCCAGUUGGCUCCGACAGCCACAAUGGAAAACUCGAAGCUCAGGACUCACGCGACGUCGCAUGAGUACUGGCUCGAUUGCACCAGGCAAUUCAGGCAAGGAGUUGCCGGACGCAGUGUCCGGCAGACCCACUGCGCUGGCGCAAGCGCGAUCCUUGCACAAGGAGAUGGUUCAAGCAGAAGAACGAUCCAGGCAGUUCAGCCUCAGCAUCUACAAGCGCCUUGGUCAGGCUGUCAUGUCCCCCGACCCCGGACGUGAAGCACCAAGCGUAUCAAGCAGUAUCAAACAGUACCAAUCACCACAACAUUCACAACAUUCACAGCAUUCACAUCACUGGUUCAGGUGGCUUUAGCCUAGUGAGAUGUGGACCACGGCCGUGUCUUGGG